AGUGAAUGGAUAGAUUUGAAAAAGAGUAUUUAGCACUGCAAAAAGCCAGCAUGGCUUCCUUAAAAAAAAACAAUAUCCCAAAUAAAAUCAGAGUCGGAAAUGGAAACAGACCAUGGAGUACCUAAUAAGUCUGGAAUGAAAAAUGAGAAAGCAGCAAACAGUGAAGAGUGUUGUCCCCAGGAGAAGGCUAAUACAGCAGGACCACAGUUUGUGAGUGGUGUGAUUGUGAAGAUAAUCAGCACCGAGCCUCUACCUGGCAGAAAACAAGUCAGGGAUACUUUGGCAGCUAUCUCAGAAGUUGUUUAUGUUGAUUUGCUAGAAGGAGAUACAGAAUGCCAUGCUAGAUUUAAAACUCCUGAAGAUGCUCAAGCAGUAAUAAAUGCAUAUAUGGAAAUUAAAAAGAAACACUGCUGGAAACUCGAGAUCCUUUCUGGUGAUCAUGAACAGAGAUACUGGCAAAAGAUUCUGGUAGAUAGGCAGGCCAAACUUAAUCAGCCUCGUGAAAAGAAAAGAGGCACUGAGAGGUUAAUCACCAAAGCUGAAAAGAUUAGACUUGCAAAGACUCAACAAGCAAGUAAACACAUUAGAUUUUCUGAAUAUGACUGAAAAAACUUUUGGUUCACCUCUUAAAAUUUCACUGGACUUGAGCUGAUCUUACGAAAUCCAUUUUUAUUAUGGCAGUAAUGCAUAAUGAAUGUUUUUCUAAAACCUAUAUUCAAUUAAAAGAAAUAUCUUUGUUCCUUAACUCAUAUAUAAGACCUUUUUCUAUAGACAAGUACAUUGUAUACUAUCAUUUUUCACUGAA
This is a messenger RNA of Manis javanica (Malayan pangolin), 805 nucleotides long. Lineage: Eukaryota; Metazoa; Chordata; Mammalia; Pholidota; Manidae. The record is from RefSeq and is a predicted model, not a curated record.